Molecule: messenger RNA, 1972 nt
Organism: Anopheles cruzii
Lineage: Eukaryota; Metazoa; Arthropoda; Insecta; Diptera; Culicidae
Product: WD repeat, SAM and U-box domain-containing protein 1-like
Exons: 9
Coding region: 21-1391 (456 amino acids)
Biological process (GO): protein ubiquitination
Molecular function (GO): protein binding; ubiquitin-protein transferase activity
Source: RefSeq, a predicted model, not a curated record
UCGACCCAAGAGCGAGAACAAUGAGUGCCUCAAAAACUAACGUUCUUCAAAAACUAACCGCCAAUACGAGCGACGUGACGUCGUUGGACUUCUACGGCAGUUCCCUGCUAGUGUCGGGAUCAAGUGACAAAACAGUGCGUGUAUGGCGUUGGACACCGGGCAGCGGUUUCCAGGAAGCUUCCUUCUCGCCCCUUCUGGGUCACCGUUAUGGCGUCACGAGCGUACGAGUGUCCCCGAAGGGUGGAGUACUAGCUUCCGCGUCGGUCGACGGAACCGUUAUCCUGUGGAAUCUGAAUAAUGGCGAGAUAUGUAACAUCAUUACUCAGGAAGGUGGUGAAUCCAUUCGUGCCUGCAUUUUUAGUCCCAACGGAGUGUCGAUCGUAGGCUCUGACGAUAGUGGUUCGGUAUGCAUCUGGGGACAGGAUAGACAACUCAUCAGACACGUGAAGGUGCACGAUGAAGCCGUUCAUACCAUGGCUUUUUCGAGCGAUUCAAACAUUUUCUUGACAGCGUGUACUUUGGGGAACGUUCGACUCUACGCCGUAGAAAAUAAUUUCACCAAUGAACUUGCUGCAGCCGACUGCUCGAUAGACGCGGCUCAUGAUAUGGGUGUUCUUUCGGCGGACUUUUGCAAAAUAGUUCACACCGAUCCCACCGAUAAACGGUCGUUAAUCUACACCGUAGCAACGUGUGGCACCGAUCAUAACAUCAAAAUUUGGCGCGUAUUCUUCAUGCCAAGCAACAUUGAUCGUAGUCGGGGUUCCCGACUGAUACCGACAACGCCUCAGGAACAUUUCGCUGGCCAAUCGUCCAUCUACAGCACCGUGGUUAUGAAUGCUAGUUGUGCUCAAACGAUUUCGGCCCAUGGGAGCUCCGUUACAUGUGUGCGAUUCAACCCGACCGGCACACUGCUGUUUUCCACCAGCCUAGACAAAACAAUCAAAAUCUGGAACCAACAGGGCACGUGCUUGAAGACGUUGAUGGCACAUUCCCGAUACGUUAACUGUCUGGCGGUAAACAGCAACUCAUCGGUGAUUGCCUCUGGAUCGAACGAUCGUACCGUUAUCAUCUGGGAUCUCACCGGAAAUCUAACGCUCGACUCACACAUCAGUGACGUUCGGUCACUGUUGUUUUCGAUGGCGUCGAAAAUGGCCGAAAUACCGCUCGAGUUCACCUGCCCCAUAACGCACGAGCUAAUGAAGGAUCCUGUCUAUGCCGAAGACGGAUUCACGUACGAACGGGCUGCUAUCGGGGAAUGGUUUUCGCGGGAGAAGACGAUCUCGCCGAUGACAAAUAUGGAGCUUUCGACCGACGAGUUGGUGGAAAACGGCAAGCUGAAGCAAAAAAUCGAGGACUACAUUCGUGCCCUAGAAGGACCAGAGAGCGUUUAGAGUGUCCAUUCAAUGAGCAGGGAUUUUGAAUACAGCAUUCGGAUCAGUCCUAGUGGCAUUGCUUGUUUGUAAGAUUAACUAAUUCAUAAUGCCGUUGUAUGCCCGCCAUGCUCCCGACACGUGCCACACCGCUGUAGGCUUUUGAGUUGCCUGUUUCCGCCUAGCUGGUGAUAAAAUGUGAUAGCGCCGCAUUGCAACGCGCCACGUACUUACCUUAACGACUUACCGAAAAAGGCUGCAGCCCACGAAACCACGCACACCAACAUGGACCAUUAGAGAAUUCCGGUAUAAACCUGCGUGUGCGUGCAAUAACGGGUGGUAGCAAUCAAUCGAACUUACCAUAUCUUGAAUUGUCCUAACCCUUAUGUCGAGAGGUGUUUUUUUAGUUCUGCACCUGCAACAAAAUGUAGUAAUCGCUUCGAACGAGCAAAUGGUGUUUUAAUAAGUGCCUGAAAAUGUGUGACUAACUGGGGUAACCAUUUUGUGCAACUCACAGCGCUGCGGGUACCGAACCGAUACCGUGCACGUGUACCUCACUGCGUUUGUAGCGUACAAAAGAACAGCCAGAGGGGAAGUGUUGA